Saccharomycopsis crataegensis is the source of this 1077-nucleotide messenger RNA. RefSeq names its product Gfo/Idh/MocA family protein. The record is from RefSeq and is a predicted model, not a curated record. Gene Ontology annotation, molecular function: nucleotide binding. Bases 1 to 1077 code for a protein of 358 amino acids. The transcript has a single exon. NCBI's taxonomy places the organism in Eukaryota, Fungi, Ascomycota, Saccharomycetes, Ascoideales, Saccharomycopsidaceae.
AUGUCAUUACCAACUCUCAGAUGGGCCGUUUUAGGCACAGGUUUCAUUUCUACUCAGUUUGUCCAGGAUAUUUGUGAAGAGAAAGCAGCCCCAAAAGCAAACCAUAUCAUUCUGGUCAUCGGGGUUUCAACUACCGCAAAGGGCGAGAAGUUUGCCAAUGAAUAUGUGGUCAAUGGUCAAGCCAAACCAAAGAUUCUCUCUUAUGAAGAAGCAAUCACUGAUAAGGAUGUGGAUAUUGUGUACAUUGGGCUUCCUCACACCCUGCAUUACGAAUGGACCAUCAAGUCUUUGGAAGCAGGGAAGCAUGUGUUGUGUGAGAAACCACUUGCCGUGAACCGCAAACAGUCUUUGGAAAUGGUGGAAUUGGCAAGAUCUAAAAAACUUUUUUUGAUGGAAGCGGUAUGGACUCGUUUUUUCCCAAUUAUUUUGGAAUUGCAAAAACUCAUACAUGAAGACAAGAUCAUUGGGGAUCUCAAUCGUAUGGUGUGUGACUUCUCCAUCGAUAUGGGGUUGGAUAAAUUGGGCCCGGAAUCUCGGGUGAAGAAUCCAAAGUACGCUGGUGGGGCACUUCUUGAUAUCGGGGUUUACACCUUGACGUUCUGGCGUUUGUUUUUGGACGACCAAUUCGGUAGAGAUACCACGAAAUUUGAGGUCAAAUCUUUCCAAACUAUCGAAAAUGGUAUUGAUGUUGUUUCUUCAGCGAUCAUUAAACACGCUGAUGGUAAGAGUGCCAUUUGUAUUAACUCUUUCCUUAACAACUCUCCUAAAGAAAUGGUGAGAAUCGAUGGGGAGAAAGGUACUGUGUACAUAGGUGGGGACAGACGUUUGUUAUCCGAACCAUCUUGGUACAAAAUCGAGUUCAAGCCAGAAACCGGGUUGGCUCCAAUUGAAAAGACCGUUAGUAAAGGUGCCAUUAAUGGUUUGAUUCACGAGGCUGAUGCUUGUGCCAAAGACAUUGCUGAAGGUAAGACUGAAAGUAGUAUCUGUCCAUUGGACGAAACUUUGUUGGUGAUGGAAGUUUUGGAUGAAAUUAGAGCCCAGAAUGGCUUGAAGUUUCCGGAAAUCAAGUACGAAUGA